This is a messenger RNA of Cylicostephanus goldi, 333 nucleotides long. The record is from the annotation of a GenBank genome assembly. NCBI's taxonomy places the organism in Eukaryota, Metazoa, Nematoda, Chromadorea, Rhabditida, Strongylidae.
AUGCAGCUAAAAGGACGAACUUCUCGUAGUGAGGUGUUCUACAUUAGUAAAAGCUUCAAAAAGACUGUCAGUCUUCCUGCUGCACGCGCAUGGCGUGUAAAAGAUAGUGAUGUCGCCGCUAGGGGAUACGUCUUGUGUUUGACAAAACAGAAGGGUCUGCUUUUCGACAAAAUGACAAAUCUAAAACCGCGGCUCGUAACACUGACUCGCAAUGGACUUCUCAUCAUCUAUUGCAAGGAAGACAAAGGAUUCGUUGUGGAUGUGAAGGAUGCGAGAGCAAUGACCACAAAAACUGACCAUUUCCAUACAAAACGACAGACUUAUGUAGGCUAG